AUGUCUGUCACCAUCACAGCGCCUCUAGCACCCCUGACCACCAUCUUCACGCCGCCCUGCUCCGUCUCUUGGCUUCUGACUUCGUCCAAGAAUCCAUCACAGUUCCCUCCGUUUCCCACCACGGGGCCAGCAUCAUGCGAUCCCCCUAACUGGGCUGCAAAUAUAGCGGGCAAGGGCUUCCAAUACUACUCCCCGGCAAUAUGCCCAAGUGGGUUCGAGGUUGGGCCCGGGUGUCAGAUCACCAGCACGAAGACGGCUGAGGGUUUCCCUGCGAUCGAGCCAGAGGAGACCGCCGCUUACUGCGUCCCGAGUGGCUUCACAUGCACAACGGACACUACGGACUUCCGGGGCGGUGUAUGGGGAGCGACAAAAGAGGCAGGCCCCCCUCUGUUCACUGUUGGGCCAGCUUUGCAGAUUCGUUUCCAAGAAUCUGACCUGUCUUCACUUGAGACGCACCCCUUGACUCCAGGCCUGACGUUGGCCGGAUUCCCUGCCCAAGUAUCAGUCGCUGCUUCAGAAACGGCAGGACCAGACAGCUCCAUAUCGACAACGGCGACCUUUGGUCAAUUCACGACAAUCCCAGUGCCCACACCACCGCCAGUUACUGGAGGGACACCAUCACAGCCUGUCACCGAAAGCAGUAGGGUAGAUCCAUCGACAGGUUCUCCCAAGAUGAACAGCACCUCAAGUCCAGCGACUAUUCCUACUAUUCUUCCCUCCAACGAUGAUACCGCAGGCGGCAAGGGUCAAAGCUCGACCAGUAUCGCCGCUAUCAUCCUUUCGACUUUGCUAUCUAUCUUUGCAGUCGCAUUCACUGCCUAUGUUUGCCUCAAAGGACGUCGCAGGAGAUUUCGGCCAGUUUCACGGACCAAGCGCAAAGGCUUGUUGCAAGUCGGUGUUGGGGUCUGGAUUGGAACAAGGGGUAGUGACGAGAGUGAUGAGGAAGUGGCACGCGAACCGCGCGUGAACUCGACACGAUUCAGCGCAGCUCAGGAACCAAGAUUGAGCGUGCCACGAGAGACAAGAGCGAGCAUCCCGCGGUUGCCCACCCCACCAGAAAUAGAAAGCGGUAUCAGGAUCCCCAUUUUCGGGAUAGGGCAAGACCGGCGCUCACGGUUGAAAGUGCCUCCAGCUGAGCUGGAUGAUGUUCAGGAGGGAACGCCCUCGAGGCACGGGAGCUGGGUAUCUAGGGUAUCAAGGAUGUUGUCGCGAGCAGCGCGGUCCUCGACCACGAGCAGGUCCUCGUCUCGCUCAAGGUCCCGCUCGAGAUGGACUCGCAGGCCCGCGUCUGAGGAGUGGGAGCACUUCUUCCAGGGCAGAGGCCCCGGCGGCUUGACUGUCCCCCAGGUGACUUACACGCGGCCGUCCUCGAUCGACUCGUCGUUCCCGGACGACCGCAAGGACUUUGACCUCGAGGAUGCCGCCAGGCGGCUCCCGAAGAUCAGCAGUUUCGACAGGCUGAGCGAGGGCACGUUUGGCCUGCGCGGGCGGUCGAGUGACAGGAGCACAAAAAGGAAAUCCUGA
This is a messenger RNA of Diaporthe amygdali, 1524 nucleotides long. RefSeq lists its product as uncharacterized. The transcript is spliced from 2 exons. The record is from RefSeq and is a predicted model, not a curated record. NCBI's taxonomy places the organism in Eukaryota, Fungi, Ascomycota, Sordariomycetes, Diaporthales, Diaporthaceae. The coding region runs from base 1 to 1524 and encodes 507 amino acids.